Cladophialophora bantiana CBS 173.52 is the source of this 1392-nucleotide messenger RNA. RefSeq lists its product as uncharacterized. The record is from RefSeq and is a predicted model, not a curated record. Gene Ontology annotation, molecular function: DNA binding. Bases 1 to 1392 code for a protein of 463 amino acids. The transcript has a single exon. Lineage: Eukaryota; Fungi; Ascomycota; Eurotiomycetes; Chaetothyriales; Herpotrichiellaceae.
AUGGAGACAUACAACGGUCUCGUCCGCACCCCUACAGACGCCAUCAUCCUCUUUGAGGCUUGCAGAUUAGGCAUACUACCUCGAGUCCAGCGGAGACUAUCAGAGAAAGAAAGACAGUCGAUCAGAUCCGGUUCGGUCUUUGUCUGGGAUGAGCGAGAGGCGGGAAUGCGGAGAUGGACUGAUGGAAAGAGCUGGAGCGCAAGCCGCGUCUCGGGCAGCUUUUUGACCUACCGCGAAAUGGAGGGUAAAAGAGGGGGGAACUCAUAUACCAAUCCGGCCAGGCCGGGCACAAAAACUCCAGAAGCUGCUCAAGAUGAUCCUUCACAGGCCGGCGAGGGAGAGGAGGGGCCAGACGGGUAUCGCUACAAACCGGACGGUCUGAUGAAGCAGUCCUUCAGCAUCACCACUUCCCAAGGCCAACAUCUGCAUCUCAUCAGCUAUUACUCCCGGUCACACCCAACCUCCCAAGUACUGCGACAACCAAGCACCGAUCCCAAUCUGGCUUCCAUUCAACCAGCGAAAGGCAUGUAUCCGGAAUCGACCAUCAACGAUCAAUCAGCCGUCCCCCCUGUCACUCGGUCACCCAUGAUUGGCGCCCCAGGAUAUAUUAUGACUCCAGGCGCCCCAGGAUACCACCGUCCUCCUCCGCCACAAGCGUACAUUCCGCCGGGCUACAUCCCUCAUCCAGCGUACAUCUACCCGAUCAGUCCCAUGCACACCCCUCCUCCUGGACACUACUUGCCAUAUGCUCUUCAGCCCGGCUUACCCCCGCUCGCAUAUUCCGCGGCGCCCUAUCCUUCACCACACCCUUUGCCUCUCAACCAAGCACCGCCAUCCUCGUAUGAUCAGCGGCCUCUACGACACUCGGAGUCCCGGCCUUCAGGGCCUCCUCCUUUACCGCCGGCCACCUCGGCGCAAUCCCCACUGCCCACAUACACUGUUAGCCAACCUCCUCCGCCACUGUACCAGUCUGGCCCUGCUCCGCCUGUAAAUGGAAAAGCUCCCGAAGCUUCUAAUGAAAAUGCCGGCUCUGGGCUACAAAUAGAUCCGCGGCUGACUGCCACUACUAAUGGAGGCGAUGCCCAGACCAACGGUGCCAACAGCAAGAAUGAAGAGAAUCCGUCCGGAGCGCAACCUUCUGAUUCCACAACUGUGAGCGCCAGUCAAGCCCCCACUAUCACCGCACUCGUCCACAAUAUCAACACGAAGGUUCCUCCUGCAGACAAAAGUCAAAACGAGGCGGAAGCGGACCGGCAAGGAAGUACGAGCCCGGGCGGAACCAAGAAUGGAGUGCUACCACAGGAUAUUCCCAGUGAGAAACUAGGCUUUCGGGAGGACAAGAGAGCCUUGAGCAAGCUGGACCGCGUAUUAUUUCAACCAGGUCAGAUUUAG